AUGCUCCGUGUGCUGCGCCAGCGUCUCCUCUCCGCGCGUGCCGUACCGACCCGUGCAGCACUGCGCGCUUUCCACGCAUCGGCGUCGUCGCUCCACGUGGACGUGACGAAGUUCUCGUCGCACCCGACCGUCCACAUCAAGUUCAAGCAGCGAGACGGCUCUCUUCGAGACGUGGAGGCAAAGGCGGGCAUGUCGUUGCUGGAAGUGGCCCACGCGAACGAUAUUGACCUCGAGGGCGCGUGCGAGGCGUCUAUGGCGUGUUCCACGUGCCACGUGAUCCUGGAGGAACCUGUGUACGAACGACUGGACGAGGCCUGCGAGGACGAGGAGGAUAUGCUGGACAUGGCUUUCGGACUCACGGACACCUCCCGGUUAGGCUGCCAGGUGCUGGUGGACGAGGAAUUCGACGGGACAACGGUGACGCUGCCCCGCGCCACUCGCAACUUCUACGUCGAUGGCCAUGUCCCCAAGCCGCACUAG
This is a messenger RNA of Hyaloperonospora brassicae, 480 nucleotides long. The record is from the annotation of a GenBank genome assembly. Lineage: Eukaryota; Oomycota; Peronosporomycetes; Peronosporales; Peronosporaceae.